CCACUUAUACAUGUAUCAACACGCCAAUACAUGGCAGCCGUGUGCCUAUCGAGUUGGGCGGAUGGCUCAACCCAAAUUCUAAUUGCUGCCAUUGACAAGUACAAAUCGCGGAGAUUGGCUUUUUUUACGUCACUAUCUGUCCUUCAGUGGCUAAUAUUUUUGACAUUUUGAAACGCAAUGCCAUCCGUAGAUCUCUCCAAGCUCACGUUCCGACUUGUCGCCAACGAAAAGGAAGUGCGGGACGCCCACCUCAUCGAAGAAACAGAGUAUCCUGCCGACGAAGCCGCAAGUCUCUCCGCCAUGCUAUACCGUUUCCAAACCGCGCCAGAGCUGUUCCUUGGUGCCUUUGAUACCGAUGGAAUUGUCGGCUAUAUCAUGUCGACGCGGUCAUCACUGCCACUAGUCACCCACGAGGCAAUGGAAAGGAGCGACCCCAAGGGACAGACGGUCUGCAUCCAUUCAGUCUGCACGCGCCAAGACUGGCAGCACAAAGGGCUGGCGACACAGUUGCUGCUAAAGUACACGAAGCUGGCGAGGGAGCUGGGCAAUGUCAGCCGUCUAGCAAUGAUGUCGCGCGAGAACCUGGUUGGGUUUUAUGAGCGUGCAGGAUACAAGUGCUUGGGCCCGUCUGAUGUCCAGCACGGCGAAGAAAAAUGGUACGACUGCAUUAUCGUUUUGUGACUCAAAAUAAACUAAAA
This is a messenger RNA of Linderina pennispora, 698 nucleotides long. Its product is annotated as acyl-CoA N-acyltransferase. The transcript has a single exon. The record is from RefSeq and is a predicted model, not a curated record. NCBI's taxonomy places the organism in Eukaryota, Fungi, Kickxellomycota, Kickxellomycetes, Kickxellales, Kickxellaceae. The coding region runs from base 178 to 681 and encodes 167 amino acids. Gene Ontology annotation, molecular function: aralkylamine N-acetyltransferase activity. Gene Ontology annotation, cellular component: cytoplasm.